Molecule: messenger RNA, 405 nt
Organism: Rhodamnia argentea
Lineage: Eukaryota; Viridiplantae; Streptophyta; Magnoliopsida; Myrtales; Myrtaceae
Product: NAD(P)H-quinone oxidoreductase chain 4, chloroplastic
Source: RefSeq, a predicted model, not a curated record
GUAUCCGCGGGUUCUUCAAUUUGCUUCCUCCCUCAUAUAGGAAAUAAGGUUGGUUAUACUCUAUUUUUCCCCUUAUUGGAAUUCCUUUUAAUGACAUAUGCAUUCUGUUAUCAUUUCCAGUUGGACGACGAUCCAUUAAUCCAAUUUGAGAAAGAAACGAACUCUUUCCAUUUACAAUCCUUUUUUUGGGGUUCCAAACCUUGACUUCUUUAGGGGCUUGGAGUAGAUGAAGCCUUCCUUCUUUCUUCUCGGUCCGCUUUGGCUCCUGAUCUUGAGCUCGCAGUUAUUGGCCUAAGGCUUCUUCUUCGAGUCCUUGCUUUUGAGAGACGAAACUUUAGGCCCUUGCUCUUGGCCUUCCAUCAUGGUCCGCAUAACCAGCCCAUCUUUCUCCAGAGAAGCAACCGC